AUGCUCCCCGCCCAUCGCACGAAACACCUCCCGAGGAUCACUUGCGCGGUGGGCGCCGUCGCGUUCGAGCUCGAGCAGCGCGACGACGGCGGGGACACGACGGGCAGCACGCUCUGGCUCGGCGCGCAAUGCCUCGCGCUCUACCUCGCCGACGACGGCCCCAAGCCCAAGCUCAGGCCUCGUGGUGAUGCUCGACUCAAUAGCUUCUUCUCCCUUCGCAGGCUAACACUCGUAAGUCUAGGCUGGGAUGUCCUCGCCACCGACGUGCCCGUCGUCCUGCCCCUGCUAGAACGCAACCUCUCUCGUAAUCGUGACAAGCUCCCUGCGGGGUCCGGUCAGGUUGCGGUUCGUGAGCUCGAUUGGUCCGUGCCGCCUGAGGAAUGGGGUUGGGACCACCCUCGCGCGAUAUCGACGCUCGAUCGUUCCGGGUGGGCAUCCGGGUCAGUAGACGAUGACACGCCGCCCCUCGAGCCGCCCUUCGACCUCAUUCUCACCGCCGACACUUUGUACUCGUCCUCACUAACGCAGCCUCUCCUGCGCACCCUGCAUCAUCUCGCCUCGAUCUCCACACCCUCCUCCUCCAACAAGUCUCCUCCGAUCUAUGUAUGUCUGGAGCGUCGCGACCCCUCGCUCAUCGCCAGCGCACUCCUGUCCGCCAAAGAGGACUGGGGCUUUGCCGUCGAACGCGUCCCGCAGCGCAAGGUCGUCAAGGCCAUGGAGAAAGGCGACGUCAAGUGGGAGAAAGACGACUGGGACGGGAUCGAAAUCUGGAAGAUGACCGUGCGCCGCGGCAUCGUCGUCUAA
Molecule: messenger RNA, 804 nt
Organism: Punctularia strigosozonata HHB-11173 SS5
Lineage: Eukaryota; Fungi; Basidiomycota; Agaricomycetes; Corticiales; Punctulariaceae
Exons: 2
Coding region: 1-804 (267 amino acids)
Cellular component (GO): cytoplasm; nucleus
Source: RefSeq, a predicted model, not a curated record